This is a messenger RNA of Cladocopium goreaui, 3996 nucleotides long. The record is from the annotation of a GenBank genome assembly. Lineage: Eukaryota; Dinophyceae; Suessiales; Symbiodiniaceae.
AUGCAGGAAGAUUCCAGGAUUCCACUUGAAAUCCGUGUCAAUGCAGAAGUUACGCCAGGCCAGAUCACACAAGCUGAAGCCAAGCUAGGUAGCAUGGUCCAACCAAUCUUUCCGAGAUCAUGGGUCGACUCACCACUGGCCUUGUAUGAACCUGUGCCUGCAAAGCAGUUCAUCCAUUUACAUCAACACGCCAAGCAGACCAAAUGCCCGUUGCUGUCGGGGGGCAGUACCAUGCCAAAUUUGGACUUCCCCUGCACCAGAAUCUGUGCCCUUUGGCAGCAGGGACCGUGGGUAGCUCAAGAUGAAAUGGACUACUACCUGUCAGCCGCUGAAGUUGGAGGAAACAUCUCUGCAUUUUCCCCAACAGUUUUCCACCAUGAAGCCGCAGCCGAUGAAGAAGCUGGGGUCUGGUUGUGUCACCCGAUCCAGUAUGCCAAUGAAAACCAUACCUUUGUCUCUGCAGCCAUUGUUGCCAAGCAUUGGGUACCUAUAGUGAUUCAGGCCAAGAACAAUGUCGUUCAGCUCACCACCACGCCAGAAGGUCGGCGUGCCUUCGAAGUGAGACAAGGUGCCUCAGAAGCCAAAGGUGUGGCUGGCUGCGCUGGACCAGUCGUCCUAGGUGCUGAGGAAGACCAACUUUGUUUUACGGUGCAAUGGCUUUACGGUGGUGAGCCGGUGCCAAAUGUCCAGACGGACAUGGAGUUUUUUCCUCGCAUGAGUUACACCUUGGAGGAGGUGGUGACUUUGGUGGAGCACACUGGCUGUGGAUCAGGUCGCUUGCAGGGAGCCCAUAUGUGUGUGCGGAUGCUCGAAGAUCCAGCUGAUGCCAUCACUGAUCGCCCGGUGGGUCUUUACCCACGGCCAAAAGACCCAUGUGGGCCUCUUGCUGUACCGGAGCCAUCUGUGGCUGCACCUGGUGGAUUUCAUCGAUCUGCAGAUACAGGCCGUCCCUCUGAUGAUUUCCAGGACAAGCCCAUCGAGCCUGUGGAGGACUUCACCAAGAUGGACACUGAGGCCAUGUUUUCGCCAGGGUCAUCACCAGACGACUGUAUAGCUGAUGUGGCUCAUUCGCCCUCAUCUCCGGUACCGAUCACUGAUCAUGAUGGCAUGCCAUUGUGCUUACCAUGGGAAGAUCCAUCCAUAGCGCCUCUUACAGAUCAGGAGCGGGCUGACAUUGCAGAAUUGGCUGGAAGGAUUCAUGAUCGACUUCUGAACUCGCGGCGAUUGCACUCCAGCGAGUCCCAGGCAUCGGACUACAUGGCCAGUUGGUGGACAACACUGCGCUACAUCACCACAGUCUUGCAUGCAGUCCCACCGCCUGUGACUGUUCACCGACCUGGAUCAGUUGCAGGCCCUGCAGACAGCAUGCGCAGUGCCACUCCUUCUCCGAACGAGGAAUUCCUGCGAGAAGUGGCCACCCCGGAGUUUUUGAAGAACUACAGAAUGAUGGUGAAGGCCAAGAAGGCCAAGCUUGAGGUGUUCUACUUCACUUGGAGGAAUGACAACCCAGACAGUUGCACCUCACUGGAGGACCAGGCCCCUGACAUGAGAGUGAUGCAGAACUACGACAAUCUCCACAAAUGGUUCUCGAAGUUUGGGCGUGCCACUCCAACCAUCAAUGAGAUGAAAAUCUCUGUCCUUGAGCUCCAUGAGUCACUGCAGAUCCUGGCAGGAACGUUGGUCAAAGACUUGAAGGUGGAAGGGAACAAAGCUGCGCUCGACUGGCGUUCACUAGUCUCCGACGUCUUGACUCUGGAACGCCGUUCCACUGGUGCCAGGGCCCCAACUGCCUUAUGGCUGAAAUUUCCCAACGAUGUGGUGAACAAUUCGCACAUUCUGGCUGCCGCAAGCCAAUCCAAAAGGCCUGAUCAUGAGUCAGAGAUCAAGGACCUCGGUCACAAACUGACCUUGCACCAGCUGGAACUGCCAUCUGCUGAAGUUGUGAACCGUAGGAUGUUCCAGCACUACCUCGAGCUCCAAGUCCUCCGCGGCCGGAUCAAUUGGCUCUGCCGGCAGAGUCAAGUUCAGCGUCAUCAUCCAGCAGUAGCAGUGAUGAGGGUAGAAGCCUUGGAGCAUGGUGUUCAACCAGGUGAACUUCAACAUUUAUUUCAGAACUAUGACCAGAUCGUAAUCAUCGAGUUCCAACGAUACCAAAAGGAGCUCGAGGUUGCCCCAGAGGGAAGUGGAAAACCCAUGGAGGCUCCUGUGAAGCCAGCGCCGGCCAUUGCCACCAACCCAGAUGAGAUGGACACAUUGCCGAUCGAGAUCGAUGAGGACCACAAGCCCCUGGAAGACAAACCCGCGAUGCUCACAACGGAGGAAUCGGCUGCUGCAGCCACAGCGGCAUUGCAAAUCUAUGCCGGGAAGACGGAUGGUGAACAGGACAUCCUGCAGGCUCAAGCACGAGUCAGAGAGCUACACCGAGACCUUCAAGCAAAGGAAAUCCAGGCGAAACAGGAAAAAAAGGAGAAAAAGAAACAGAAGAAGGCAGCAGAGCAACAGAACAGUGAGCCCACAGUGGCAGUUAAGGCUGCUGACAUGGACCCUGAACAGGAAAACCACCCGGAACAGACCGAGGUCGUGCUGGAGAAAUUGAAGGGCCUGGGCACCAUCACUGUGCCAAGCGGUCUGCUGGAAAAGAACAAGAAGAGUUUUACAGUGGGCCUUGGCACAGCACCUGGCAGGUUACAUGCCAUCGAUUUCAUUGUGCAGAACACCCCUGCAUAUGCAUCCGCUUCAACCCGUGUCUGGGUCUCAGCGCAGUUCUCAACUGAAUGGAGGCCUGCAAUUGAAAAGUUCCAGAACAAGCUCACGCAAAAACGCCGGUCAGAGAUCAAGGAUCUGCCACGUGGCAAGAAGAUGGAUUUCUCCAAGAUCCAAAAGGCAGAGAAUGCAGAACCGGAAAGCAAUGCAUCCACCCCUGUGGAAAUGAAAGAAAAGAAGGAAAAGAAAGACAAGAAAGAUAAGAAAGAUAAGAAAGAUAAGAAAGAUAAGAAAGAUAAGAAGGAGAAGAAGGCCAAGAAGGAAAAGAUAGAUGAGGACCCGUCCCAGUCCCCAUCCGACAGUGCCCCCUCAAGCUCGGUGAAGACUGAGCCUGCACCAGCAGCUGAAGGUGAACAUCCUGGUCAGGCCAUGGCCAAAAGUACAUUGAACGCCAAGGCACUGGCAGCACUCAACAGAGCAGCAACGGCUGAUUUGCAGCACCAGGUUGAAACUGACCCUGAAAAGAACGAUGAUGAGCUGCCGGAUCUUUCCGAGCAUGUCAAGAAGCUUCGGCACCGUCAUCUCAACCAGUUUCAGCGGUCUUUGAGAAGCAAGACCACACCGGCUGAAAUCAAAGCCCUGGCUCGCGAAAUCAGAGCAGGAAAAAAGUCGGGCGAGUACAGCGACCUUCUGGAGGAUUUCUUUGCAUGCAAAGGAAAAUGGGACGAAAGCCGCACCAUGGACUCCCUGUGCCACCGCACUCGCAAGAAGAGAAGCCUGAAGCGGGCUUGGAUGACACUCAAGGACUUGGAGAAGAGGUUCGAGCGCGAAUCCGAUCCACAAGGCCUUGCAGCAGCGCUGUUCUCGGAAAAGGUCAAAGGUAAAAUGGUCCGAGAUCACCCAGAGUUUCCCGGCAACAAGGAAAUGAGACAAGUCAAAGUCUACAAGGAGGAAGAGGAAGUCAGUGAAUCUGAGGAUGAACGUGAGACCAAGACCAUGCACACAAAGGCGGACAAAGAGACUUUGUCGGACGAGGAGGAAGACCCUGCAGCGGAAGCACAGAGAGAGCUGCUGAAGAACAAAAAGCAGGCAAUCACCAGCAUCGCCAGCUGUGUUGGGGAGAAGCCGGACAUCGAAAAAAAGCUCAAAGAGAGUGAACAGGAGCCACCAACAACUGCUGAGCCCCCGGAUCAAUCUUUGCUGCAGGUGCGUGAGUGCCUGGAAAAGGUCAAGAGCUGCAUCGAGAAGCACAAGAAUGCUGCCCAGACAGCGAAGAAGAAUAUUGUGACUUGA